AUGCCCUCCGCUCGUGCAGUGCCAAGCGAGCCCUUCCCUCUCGGCGGCCUCUUACCCAAGGACACCACAGAGGCACUCAGCUUCCUUCGCAAGUAUCCCGACUUCGACGGUCGCAAUGUUCGAGUUGCCAUUCUCGACACUGGUGUAGACCCUGCUGCUAUCGGUCUCAAUGUUCCGGGAAAGGUCGUCGAUGUGAUUGACUGCACAGGUGCCGGCGACAUUCCUCUUCAGCCUAUCGAGCCUGUAGCCAACACCGGCGACAGCAGCUCUAAGCAUAUCGAGUUCAAGUCUCCGUUCACCGGUAGAAUCAUUCGUCUCUCGUCAAAGCUCUCCAAUCCAAAGGGCGAGUGGAAGAUUGGCUUCAAGAAAGCCUACGACCUCUGGCCUGGCGAACUGAAGAGCCGCCGCUCUGCAGAGAGGCAGAAAGCUUUCCUUGUCUCGCACCAGGCACUUCUCUGCAAAGCUCAGAGUGAGCUCAAUGCGCUUGAAUCUCCUGCUUCCUCCAAAGCUUCAGAUGCGAUUAGCUCAAAUGCAGACCACAACAUUGUAAAGGACAACGCCAAACUGCAAAAAGACGAGAUCAAGGCCCGCAUUCAGACGCUCAAGGAUCUCGCUGCCUCGUACAAGGACGAUGGUCCACUGAUCGAGGCCAUUGUCUUUCACAAUGGUAAACAUUGGUACGCCGUCGUUGGCGGCGGCGAGGGCCAGACCCAUGAUCCCUCGACGGGUCAGCCCGAAGACGUGCUCAAACCUCUCGAGCAGCAGACGCUUGAUCUCACAACCGUUGACCCCAUCACUGAUUUCCGCACCGAGCGUCAGUGGCAAAGCUUUGGUGAGCAAGAUCUUCUCACCUACACCGUCAACAUUGAGGACAAUGGCAAUCUCCUCAGUCUUGUCACGGUUGCCGGUAGCCAUGGUACCCAUGUCGCUGGCAUUGUUGGCGCUCGCCACGACGAACAGCCAGAGCUCAACGGAGUCGCCCCUGGCUGCGAAAUUGUCAGCAUGAAGAUCGGCGAUUCGCGCCUCGGCAGCAUGGAGCAAGGCCAGGCCAUGCUUCGUUCCGCUCAGGCGCUUAUUGACACCAAGUGCGACAUCGCCAAUCUCAGUUACGGAGAGGACGGCGCCUUUGGUGCCGAAGACAAGGGCGCAUUCGCCAAGGCUCUCAGGGACAUUGUCAUCCGUCAGCGCGACAUUCUUUUUGUCAGCAGUGCCGGAAACAACGGACCCGCGUUGACCACGGUUGGCCAGCCCGGCGGAACCACCUCGUCUGUCCUCAGCGUUGGUGCAUACGUCAACGCAGGUGCCAUGCAAAAGGCCGAGUACGCUCUCGUUGAAAAGGGUGUGCCUGACAGUGUAACCACCUGGUGUAGUCGCGGUCCCACUGCCGACGGUGAUCGUGGCGUUUCGAUCUAUGCCCCAGGUGCUGCCAUCACUUCGAUUCCCCGCUACUGCCUCCAAUCGACCCAACUCAUGAACGGAACCUCGAUGAGCUCUCCCAACGCCUGCGGCUCCAUUGCUCUCCUUCUCUCCGGUCUAAAAGCGCAAAAGGUUCCCAUCACCCCUGCCCGUGUCUUCAACGCCGUUCGCGUCACGGGUAAGGACGUCAACGAUCCGCUUGGCGUACCCUUCAUUCGUGUCGAUGCUGCUUGGGACUAUCUGAUGCAGAACAAGGACCGUGUCGAGCAGGACGCCGAGUACCGCGUUGGUGUCACUCGAGCUGGCAAGGCGCUGGGUCGAAUGGAUAAGCGUGGUAUCUACCUUCGCGAGAAGGACGAGACCUACAACGUGCAGCAGACCAACGUCACCGUACGACCCACGUUCAAGCAAGGCGAGACCGAGAAGGCGUUUCACCUCGAACUGAGGUGCGCCCUAGCGGCUAGUAAGCCAUGGGUUUCCGUUCCCGACUUCCUUCUGCUCGGCGGCAAUGGUCGUACUUUUGAGGUGAGAGUCGACCCCACGAACCUGACACCGGGCCUCCAUCACGCCUGGCUCGAGGCCUAUGACACUGAGAGGCCCGGCCACAAACUGUUCGACAUCCCCGUCACUGUCGCCAAGCCCGAGGUGUUCGCAUCGCCAACCGUCAAGUUUGACACCGUUCGCUUCGAGGCUGGUAAGAUCGAACGGCGUUUUAUAUCGGUGCCUGAGGGAGCUACUUGGGCUUCGCUCACCGUGCGCAGCUCGAACCACUCGUCCGCUGGUACCAGCGCUCGCUUCUGGCUGCACUGCGUCCAGCUUGAGCCUCUGCAGCGUUUGAGCGAGGUCGAAAAGGCGUUCGUGCUUGCUCUGCAGGAGAACGAACCGGUGACGAAGAAGUUCAACGUGCGCGGUGGAAUGACUAUGGAAGUUUGCUCGGCCCAGUUCUGGUCCAACAAGUCGGCAUUUGAUCUCGACCUCGACAUUGAAUUUCACGGCAUAACCGCUUCGCUUGUUCCAGCUAGCGGGCGUCAAGAACUCACGCUGAUUGGUGGUCAGGGUCAUGCCAAGAUUGAGUGCCAGUCGACGGUCCGGAUCGAAGACUUUAAGCCCAGCAUCACCUUCGACACUCGCCGUACCUUCCACCGCCCUUCAUCGUCAACUAUUCGUCCUCUCACCACGCCAAGGGACCUUCAGCCGAGCGGCAACCACAUGUUUGAGCUCGUGACUACGUACCACAUUUCGGUCAAGGAGGACUCGAACAAGCUCAGUUACUCAUUCCCUGCUUUGGGGAAUCACUUGUACGACUCGAGUGUGCCACUGCUGACGCAGCUCUUCGACCUUCGCAAGAAGCGUGUCCAUUUUGGCGAUGUCUACAUGAAGGAGAUCGACCUUCCCAAGGGCGACUACGUGCUCAAGGCGCAGCUGCUUAAUGAGAGCAUGAAGGUGCUUGAGUCGCUCAAGAAUGUGACGCUCAUGAUCGACCAAAAGCUCUCGAAACCCGAGUCGGCCGCGCUCAAGCUUUACGACAACCACGUUGAUUUGCACUCGGAAGCUCCACCUGCCAAGUACGCUGGUGUCAAGCUUCAACCCGGUGAGCGUAUCGUUCUGACGCUUGACUUGAACCUCGAGGGCGAUGCGGUGCCCAAGGAGGCCCAACCGGGUGACAUUCUGGUGGGUACGUUUGGAUUUGCUGCCGAGGGCAAGGGUCAGAUUCGCUACAUUGUUCCUCCUGCAGUCAAGAAUGCAGAUGAGGGGUCGGACGAUGGCGCUACAGCAGGCAAGAACGACAAGGAAAUCCCUGAGCUCCUCACUGCAACCGCAAAGAAGAUCAAGGACCCGAAGGAGAAACUUGACUUUAUGGACAAGUUGAUCUCGGACUACCCCAAGUUCCUCGGAGCACUCGUUGCCAAGUUGGAAGCUCUGGAUGCUGACGACAAGGACGCGACAAAACGCAAGGAGGUCAUCACCACCGUUGAUCAAGUGCUUUCACUGAUUGACGAGACAGAGGUGAAACUCUGGCUGGCCACACAGAAGCCGUCCGCGUCGGAACAAACGGAUGAAGAGAAAAAACACAGCAAGGAAAUGGAGGAAAAGAAGAAAGCACUCAUCCUCGCGCUGAACCGUAAGACGCGCGUUCUCAUGACCGACGCCGAAUCCUCGUCUGGCUCCUCAGCCGAUCUUGAAUCGAGCUGGAAGACCUACCGAUCCUACUUUUCCGCAGACACGAAGAACAAAGACUACACGAUCCUCUUCGUUCGUUGGUCCAUCCUUCACCGUCGCUUCGCUCUGGCCUUGCAGGCCGUACACAAGCUCAAGAAGGAUCUGGGUGCCGGAACCGCUGAGACGCUCGCGGAGCUGGAGAAACUCAAACAGCUUGAGUUGAGGUUGGUCGGAAAGCAAGGUUUGGAUUGGCCCUUAUGGGCCAGUCAUUUGGAGCGACUCGAGCGCGUAGCUGCGCCCAAGGCGUAUGCUCCUUUCUAG
Molecule: messenger RNA, 3897 nt
Organism: Mycosarcoma maydis (corn smut)
Lineage: Eukaryota; Fungi; Basidiomycota; Ustilaginomycetes; Ustilaginales
Exons: 1
Coding region: 1-3897 (1298 amino acids)
Biological process (GO): proteolysis
Cellular component (GO): cytosol
Molecular function (GO): serine-type endopeptidase activity; tripeptidyl-peptidase activity
Source: RefSeq, a predicted model, not a curated record